Molecule: messenger RNA, 1248 nt
Organism: Kalmanozyma brasiliensis GHG001
Lineage: Eukaryota; Fungi; Basidiomycota; Ustilaginomycetes; Ustilaginales
Product: Translation elongation factor EF1B, gamma chain, conserved
Exons: 2
Coding region: 1-1248 (415 amino acids)
Biological process (GO): translational elongation
Cellular component (GO): nucleus; cytoplasm
Molecular function (GO): translation elongation factor activity
Source: RefSeq, a predicted model, not a curated record
AUGGCUCCCAUCGGUCAGAUCUACGGCUACGUCGGCCACCCCAAGACCAACCACGCCCUUUGCGCCGCCGCCUACAAUGGCCUCGAGCUCGAGGUCGUCGACACCCAGGCCAUGAGGGGCGACACCCGCAAGCCCGAGUUCCUUGCCCUCUUCCCUUACGGCAAAAUCCCCGCUUUCAAGGGCACCGACGGCUUCACCCUCAUUGAGGGCAAGGCUAUCGCUCGUUACGUCGCCGGCCUCUCCAACAACUCGAAGCUGCUCGGCACCGACGCCAAGUCGGCCGCCCAGAUCGACCAGUGGAUCUCGUUCGCCGACGAGGAGAUCCUCAACAACGGUAUCCAGAUCCUCCUCCUCACCAUCGGCCGCAUCCCUUACAACAAGGCCCUCGAGCAGUCGGCUUGGGAGAAGCUCGACCGUGCUUUCGCCUUCGUCGAGUCGGAGCUGCAGAACAAGACCUUCCUCGUUGGCCACCGUGUCACCCUCGCCGAUCUCACCCUCGGCUCGGACCUCGCCAUGAUCUUCGCACGCCUCGCCGGUGUCAACUUCCGUUCCAAGUACCCUAACACCGUGCGCUACUUCAAGACCAUCACUGGUCAGCCCCAGGUCCUCCCUAUCUUCAAGGACCUCACUCUUGCUGAGGAGAACGCCAAGUUCGUUCCCCCCAAGAAGGAGGAGAAGCCCAAGGCUGCCCCUGCCCCCAAGGCCGAGAAGCCCAAGGCGGCCCCCGCUCCCAAGGACGACGAGGACGACGAGCCCAAGGCGGCUCCCAAGCCCAAGAACCCCUUGGACGACCUGCCCAAGUCCUCCUUCAACCUGGACGAGUGGAAGCGCACCUACUCGAACGAGGAGACCCGCGAGACCGCUCUCCCCUGGUUCUUCAAGAACUUCGACUCGGAGGGAUACUCCGUUGUCAAGCUGGACUACAAGUACAACGACGAGCUCCAGGCUGUGUUCCAGAGCAACAACCUCAUCGGCGGCUUCUUUGCCCGUCUUGAGGCCUCGCGCAAGUACACCAUGGGCACCCUCGGUGUCUUUGGCGAGAACAACAACAACUUGAUCUCUGGUGUCAUGAUCUGCCGCGGCAAGGACCCCAAGUCUGUCCUCGAGGUCGCCCCCGAUGUGGACAGCUACAGCAUCUCCCCCCUGGACCUCAGCAAGGACGAGGACAAGAAGUUCUUCGAGGACAUGAUGGCUUGGGAGGCUACCAUUGACGGUAAGGCCUUCGCCGAUGGUAAGAUCAUGAAGUAG